Epinephelus fuscoguttatus (brown-marbled grouper) is the source of this 9940-nucleotide messenger RNA. RefSeq names its product filamin-C-like. The record is from RefSeq and is a predicted model, not a curated record. Gene Ontology annotation, molecular function: actin filament binding. The transcript is spliced from 48 exons. NCBI's taxonomy places the organism in Eukaryota, Metazoa, Chordata, Actinopteri, Perciformes, Serranidae. Gene Ontology annotation, biological process: actin cytoskeleton organization. Bases 673 to 8691 code for a protein of 2672 amino acids.
GUGACGUCAUGUUUUCGCUUCACCCCAGUUUAUGAGCAGCUCUUUACAAACGGGCCCCGGUGUCUCUCCCCGGUUUGGAGCCUCUAAAAAUACCCGGAGGUGUCACCGUGGCUGCGGAGCCCGCGGCCCUGCGCGGGCGGUGAUGGGGGGGUCCGGCCUGUCCCCGCCCCGCUGCCCCGCCGCCACCCAAUGAGCUGCGGCCCCCGUAUCUGUGUCGGAGUUGAGGAUGCCCUGGCUGCAGUUGUAUAUGGUCAUGGAGGGGGCAUUCCAGGCAGUCCAGCACAGUGACGCCGAGCUUUUUAAACCUCUUAUCCACUUGUGCUCCACCCGCAGUCCCGACUCUCUGCAGGCCGCCGUCUGCGCGUCUUUACCCGGGCACAGGAGCGAGUCUGUCCGGAGGAGAUAAAAACUUCUUUUCUUUACUUUUCCUUUCUGCUCCUGUCUCCUUCCUUCACAUUUGAUCCUUCUCUGAGCUCAUGACUCAGCCGGACUGGAUUAACUGAGUGUGGAUCUGCUCUCUGACCGGAGCGCACGCUUUCACUCAGACUUUGGUGAAGUGUGUCACUCCCAGCAGGCUCUGCGCUGCCCCUGCCGCUCCUCUCAUUCUUCUCCUUUUCUCUUUUUUUCUGCCUUUUCUUCUCUUCCCACUCCGUGCUAUAAAAGGGGGGCACCAUGAUGAGCAACAGCAGCUACUUGGAGCCGCAGCUGCCGCCGCAGCUCUACCAGAGCACCGCGGACAUCGGCGAGGAGGAGGAGGAGAUGCCGGCCACCGAGAAGGACCUGGCCGAGGACGCUCCGUGGAAGAAGAUCCAGCAGAACACCUUCACCAGGUGGUGCAACGAGCACCUGAAGGUCAUCAACAAGCGGAUCAACGACCUGCAGAAGGACCUGAGCGACGGGCUGAAGCUGAUCGGGCUGCUGGAGGUGCUGAGCCAGAAGAAGAUGUACAGAAAGUAUCACUCCAGGCCCAACUUCAGACAGAUGAAGCUGGAGAACGUCUCUGUGGCGCUGGAGUUUCUGGAGAGGGAACACAUCAGGCUGGUCUCCAUCGACUCGAAAGCCAUCGUGGACGGGAACCUGAAACUGAUCCUGGGUCUGAUCUGGACCCUGAUCCUGCACUACUCCAUCUCCAUGCCCAUGUGGGAGGACGAGGACGACGAAGACGCCAAGAAACUGACCCCCAAACAGCGUCUGCUGGGCUGGAUCCAAAACAAGGUGCCCCAGCUCCCCAUCACCAACUUCCACCGAGACUGGAGGGACGGGAAGGCACUGGGAGCACUGGUGGACAACUGUGCGCCUGGUCUGUGUCCAGACUGGGAAACAUGGGAUCCCAGUCAGCCGGUGGAGAACGCCAGAGAGGCCAUGCAGCAGGCUGACGACUGGCUCGGAGUGCCGCAGGUGAUCGCUCCAGAGGAGAUCGUGGAUCCCAACGUGGACGAGCACUCUGUGAUGACCUACCUGUCUCAGUUCCCCAAAUCUAAACUGAAGCCCGGCGCCCCCCUGAGGGCGAAGACGCUGCACCCCAAGAGGGCCAAGGCCUACGGGCCAGGUCUGGAGCCUCGAGGGAACGUGGUCCUGAAACCAGCAGAGUUCCUGGUGGAGACGGUGGAGGCCGGACUGGGUGAAGUCCUGGUUUAUGUGGAGGAUCCAGAGGGACACACAGAGGAGGCCCGAGUCAUCCCAAACAACGACAAGAACAGAAGCUACUCGGUGGUCUACCUGCCCAAAGUGGAGGGGCUUCAUAAAGUGAAGGUGCUGUUCGCUGGGCAGGAUAUCGACAGAAGUCCCUUCAUGGUGAACGUCUCCAAGGCGAUGGGCGACCCAACCAGAGUUCAGGCCCGCGGGCCGGGGCUGCAGCCGACAGGAAACGUGGCCAACAAACCGACGUACUUUGACAUUUACACUGCAGGGGCGGGAGCUGGAGACGUGGGCGUCAUCAUUGUGGAUUCAAACGGUCGAAGGGAUACAGUAGAGAUUGUGUUGGAGAACAAAGGAGACAGUAUUUUCCGCUGCACCUAUGUUCCCGUCCUGGAGGGACCUCACACCGUCUACGUGACCUUUGCAGGGCAGCAGAUUCCCAGAAGUCCUUUCACUGUCAACAUCUCAGAGGCCUGUAACCCGAAUGCCUGCAGAGCGUCGGGCCGAGGUCUGCAGCCGAAGGGUCUGAGGGUGAAGGAAGUGGCUGAUUUCAAAGUUUACACUAAAGGAGCCGGCAGCGGAGAGCUCAAAGUCACUGUGAAGGGACCAAAGGGCUUGGAGGAGCCGGUGAAGGUUCUGGAGAUGGAAAACGGGAUAUUCGAGUGUAAUUAUUACCCCAUCAUGAUGGGAAAAUACAUCGUUACCAUCACCUGGGGAGGACACAGCAUCCCACGCAGUCCAUUCGAGGUCCAGGUGAGUGAGGAGGCGGGGCCUCAGAAGGUGAGGGCCUGGGGUCCUGGUCUGGAGACGGGUAUGGUGGGGAAGAGCGCUGACUUUGUGGUGGAGGCCAUCGGCACGGAGGUGGGAACACUCGGUUUCUCCAUUGAGGGUCCGUCUCAGGCGAAGAUCGAGUGCGAUGAUAAAGGUGACGGGUCAUGUGACGUUCGAUACUGGCCGACUGAACCGGGUGACUACGCUGUGCACGUGAUCUGUGACGACGAGGACAUUAAGGACAGCCCCUUCAUGGCUCACAUCCUUCCUGCUGCCAACGACGUCUUCCCAGAAAACGUGAAAUGUUACGGUCCAGGUCUGGAGCCGCUCGGCUGCAUCGUCAACAAACCUGCUGACUUCACCAUCGAUACCCACGGAGCCGGCAGAGGAGAGCUGAAGCUCUACGCUCAGGACGCGGAGGGUUUCCCCAUCGACAUCCAGAUCACAGAUAACGGAGACAGCACCUUCUUCUGUGUUUACAUUCCCACAAAACCCAUCAAACACACCAUCAUCGUCACCUGGGGCGAAGUCAACGUUCCCAACAGCCCCUUCAGGGUGACAAUAGGAGAAGGCAGCCAUCCAGAGAACGUGAAGGUUUACGGUCCAGGUGUGGAGAAGACGGGACUGAAGGCCAACGAGCCAACGUACUUCACUGUGGACUGCAGCGAGGCUGGACAGGGUGACGUCAGCAUUGGGAUCAAGUGUGCCCCAGGCGUGGUCGGUCCUGCAGAGGCUGACAUCGACUUUGACAUCAUCAAGAACGACAACGACACGUUCACAGUGAAGUACAUGCCUCCAGGCGCCGGUCAGUACACCAUCAUGGUGCUGUUCGCUGAUCAGGAAAUACCCAUCAGCCCCUUCAGAAUAAAGGUGGAUCCUUCCCAUGAUGCGGCUAAAGUCCGAGCAGAAGGACCUGGACUCCACAAGACAGGAGUCGAGGUGGGGAAACCGACUCACUUCACCAUUUACACAAAGGGAGCCGGUAAAGCCCAGCCUGAGGUUCAUUUCACUGCAGCAGCUAAAGGCGAAGCCGUCAGAGACUUCGAGAUCAUCGACAACCACGACUACUCCUACACCGUCCGCUACACCGCCGUCCAGCAGGGGAGCAUGUCCAUCACUGUGUGUCACGGAGGAGACCCCAUCCCUAAGAGUCCCUUCAACAUCAGCGUGGCCCCCCCGCUGGACCUCAACAAGGUCAAAGUUCAGGGUUUGAACAACAAGGUGGAUGUUGGGAAGGACGAGGAGUUCACCGUCUCUACUCGAGAUGCAGGAGGUCAGGGCAAACUUGACGUCAAGAUCACCUCCCCGUCCCGUCGACCAAUCCCCUGCAAGCUGGAGACAGGCACAGCCAAUGAGGUGCACACAGUGAAGUACAUUCCCCCCGAGGAGGGACAGUACAGAGUGGACAUCAACUACGACGGAAACCCUGUACCAGGAAGUCCGUUCACUGUGGAGGGCGUCAUGCCACCCGACCCUUCAAAGGUCCGAGCCUAUGGUCCAGGUCUUCAAGGUGGUGUUGUGGGUAAACCAGCCCCCUUUGCCAUUGACACAAAGGGAGCCGGUACUGGUGGUCUGGGCCUGACGGUGGAGGGACCCUGUGAGGCCAAGAUCGAAUGCCAGGACAAUGGUGACGGAUCCUGCUCCGUGUCCUACCUGCCCACUGAGCCCGGCGAGUACGCCAUCAACAUCCUGUUUGCAGACCAGCACAUCCCUGGGUCCCCCUUCAAGGCUGUGGUCCAGUCGGUGUUUGACCCCAGCAAGGUGACGGCCAGUGGGCCCGGCCUGGAGCGAGGGAAAGUCAACGAGGAUGGAUCCUUCACGGUGGACUGCUCUAAAGCCGGAGAGGCCGAGCUCACCAUCGAGAUCAUCUCAGACUCUGGAGCCAAAGCUGAAGUUCACAUCCAAAACAACAGUGACGGAACCUACUCCAUCACCUACAUCCCAAAGUUCCACGGCAUGUACACCAUCACCAUCAAGUACGGAGGACACACAGUGCCCAAGUUCCCCACCCGACUACAGGUGGACCCAGCUGUCGACACCAGCGGGGUGAAGGUGCACGGACCAGGAGUGGAACCCAGAGGCGUCCUGAGAGAAGUGACCACACAUUUCAUCGUGGACGCCCGGGCGCACUACAAGAGCGGCGGCAGCCGAGUCAAAGCCUGCAUCUCCAACCCAUCAGGCGCCAACACAGACGCCUACAUCACCGACAAGGGAGACGGGACCUACAGAGUGGAGUACACGCCGUACGAGGACGGUUUGCAUCUGAUUGAGGUCUUGUUUGAUGACGUCUCGGUACCUAAGAGUCCCUUCAGGGUGUCGGUGACGGAGGGCUGUGAUCCCAGUCGAGUCCGAGCCUACGGUCCAGGUCUGGAGGAGGGACUGGUGAACAAACCGAACCGCUUCACCGUCGAGACCAGAGGUGCUGGCACCGGAGGUCUCGGCCUGGCCAUCGAGGGUCCAUCUGAGGCCAAGAUGUCGUGUAAGGACAACAAAGAUGGCAGCUGCAGUGUGGAGUACAUCCCCUUCACUCCUGGAGAGUAUGAUGUCAACAUCACCUUCGGAGGCCUUCCUAUCCCAGGGAGUCCAUUUCGGGUCCCAGUGCGAGAGCUGGUGGAUCCCAGUAAGGUGAAGUGCUCAGGUCCCGGACUGGGAAGUGGAGUGCGAGCACACGUCCCUCAGACGUUCACUGUGGACAGCAGUAAGGCUGGUGUGGCCCCGCUGGAGGUCCAGCUGUAUGGACCCACAGGCGUGGCUGAGCCGAUCAGCAUCACCGACAACGGCGACGGUACUCACACAGUCAACUACACUCCUGCCAACGACGGCCCGUACACGGUGUGUGUGAAGUACGCCGACCAGGAGGUCCCUCGCAGUCCGUUUAAGAUCAAGACGUUACCAGCUCACGACGCCAGUAAGGUCCGAGCCAGCGGUCCAGGUCUGAACGCAUCCGGAGUUCCGGCCAGUCUGCCUGUGGAGUUCACCAUCGAUGCCAGAGACGCCGGCGAGGGACUGCUCACUGUUCAGAUCCUGGAUCCGGAGGGAAAACCCAAGAAGGCGAACAUCCGGGACAACAGAGACGGGACGUACACGGUGUCCUACGUACCGGACAUGACGGGACGUUACACCAUCACCAUCAAAUACGGAGGAGACGAGAUCCCGUACUCACCCUACCGUAUCCACGCCCUGCCCACCGGAGACGCCAGCAAGUGUCUGGUCACAGUGUCGAUCGGAGGACACGGACUGGGAUCAGGUAUCGGCCCGACCAUCCAGAUCGGAGAGGAGACGAGGUUGUACCUUGUUCCCCGUCAGGCGAGUGAUACCGUCCCAAUAAUAGAGGAGCCAUGUGACAAGCUUCAGUUACAGCAGCCCUACUCGCCCUAUGUGGGCUUCUCCCCUCCAUGGGCCACCGAUGAUCCCAUCAGCCCCGUGGACGGCAUGGAGCCGGUGCUCCGCCCCUUCAGUCUGGUCAUUCCCUUCACUGUGCAGAAAGGAGAGAUCACAGGUGAAGUACGAAUGCCGUCUGGUCGAACCGCCGCUCCUCACAUCACCGACAACAAGGACGGCACCGUCACUGUGAAAUACUCCCCGACUGAACGAGGCCUGCACGAGAUGGACAUCAAAUAUGAUGGAAGCCACAUCCCAGGAAGUCCACUCCAGUUCUACGUUGAUGCCAUCAACAGUGGUCAUGUGACAGCAUACGGCCCCGGGCUGAGUCACGGCACGGUGAACAGACCGGCUACCUUCACCAUUGUCACUAAAGACGCCGGAGAAGGCGGUCUGUCUCUGGCUGUGGAGGGUCCGUCUAAAGCAGAGAUCAGCUGUAAAGACAACAAAGACGGGACCUGUACCGUGUCCUACCUGCCCACCGCACCUGGAGACUACAACAUCAUCGUCAAGUUUGACGACAAACACAUCCCCGGCAGCCCCUUCACUGCCAAGAUCACCGGUGACGACUCCAUGAGAAUGUCUCAGCUUAACGUCGGCACGUCAACAGAUGUGUCCUUAAAGAUCAUGGAGACGGACCUGAGCAGCCUGAUGGCGAGCAUCAGAGCGCCGUCUGGAAACGAGGAGCCGUGUCUGCUGAAGAGGCUGCCCAACAGACACAUCGGGAUCUCCUUCACUCCGAAGGAAGUAGGCGAACACGUGGUGAGCGUGAAGAAGAACGGGAAACAUGUGACCAACAGCCCCUUUAAAAUCAUGGUGGGUCAGUCGGAGAUCGGAGAUGCCAGUAAGGUGAAGGUGUACGGUCAGGGGCUGGUGGAGGGACACACCUUCGAAGUGGCCGAGUUCAUCGUCGACACCAGGAAUGCAGGUUAUGGCGGUCUGGGCCUGUCCAUCGAGGGUCCCAGUAAGGUGGACAUUAACUGUGAGGACGUGGACGACGGGACGUGUAAAGUCACCUACUGUCCAACUGAGCCUGGAAACUACAUCAUCAACAUCAAGUUUGCCGAUCAACACGUUCCAGGAAGUCCGUUCACAGUGAAGGUGUUUGGUGAAGGCCGGAUGAAGGAGAGCAUCACCAGGAAGCGUCAAGCUCCCUCCAUCGCCACCGUGGGCAGCACCUGUGAUCUCAACCUCAAGAUACCAGGGAACUGGUUCCACAUGGUGUCGGCUCAGGAGCGUCUGACACGGACAUUCACCCGCAGCAGUCACACCUACACUCGCACCGAGCGGACAGAGAUCAGUAAGACCAGGGCAGGAGAGACCAAGAGGGAGGUGAGGGUGGAGGAGAGCACUCAGGUGGGAGACCCCUUCAGAGACGUGUUCGGAGACUUCCUGGGACGUGAGAGUCUUAGUGGAUUCAGUGGCACCCGACCGCCGCCACUGCAGGACGGUGAGGCAGGUAACCAGGAGAUGACGGCUCAGGUGACGAGUCCUGGAGGAAAGACAGAAGACGCAGAGAUCAUUAAAGGAGAGGACAGCACCUACAGCGUCCGCUUCAUCCCUCAGGAGAUGGGAGCUCACACUGUGAACGUUAAAUACCGGGGACAGCACGUCCCUGGGAGCCCCUUCCAGUUCACCGUGGGGCCCCUUGGAGAGGGAGGGGCCCACAAGGUCCGAGCAGGAGGGACCGGGCUAGACCGAGGAGUGGCGGGGAUCCCAGCUGAAUUCAGUAUCUGGACCAGAGAGGCCGGAGCAGGUGGUCUGUCCAUCGCUGUGGAGGGGCCGAGCAAGGCUGAGAUCACCUUUGAAGACAGGAAGGACGGAUCCUGUGGAGUCGCCUACGUGGUUCAGGAGCCUGGUGACUAUGAGGUUUCCAUUAAGUUUAACGAUGAACACAUCCCAGACUCUCCGUUCAUUGUGCCUAUCGCCACUCUGUCUGAUGACGCUCGCCGCCUCACCAUCACCAGCCUGCAGGAGAUGGGUCUGAAAGUCGGACAGGAGGCCUCCUUUGCUGUACAGCUGAACGGAGCCAGAGGGCUGAUAGAUGCGAAGAUCCACACGCCAUCAGGAGCCAUAGAGGAGUGUUACAUCACUGAGCUGGACAGCGACCAGCACGCCAUCAGGUUCAUCCCGAGGGAAAACGGAGUUCAUUCUAUUGACGUUCGUUUCAAUGGCAGCCACGUCCCUGGCAGCCCCUUCAAGAUCCGAGUGGGAGAACCAGGACAGGUCGGAGAUCCCGGUAUGGUGUCUGCCUUCGGACCGGGACUGGAGGGAGGAACCACAGGUGUGGCGUCGGAGUUUAUUGUGAACACCUGUAAUGCCGGCUCAGGAGCUCUAUCUGUGACCAUCGACGGGCCGUCGAAGGUGAAGAUGGACUGUCAGGAGUGCCCAGAGGGCUACAAGGUCUCCUACACACCCAUGGCUCCUGGUAACUACCUGAUCUCCAUCAAGUACGGAGGACCGCAGCACAUCGUAGGCAGCCCCUUCAAGGCCAAAGUCUCAGGCCCUCGUCUGUCCGGCGGCACCAGUCUGCACGAGACGUCGUCUGUUCUGGUGGAAACUGUCUCCAAGUCGUCGUCGUCAAUGGGAGGAGCCUUCGCCUCAUUACCCAAAUUCUCCUCAGACGCCAGUAAAGUCAUCUCCAGAGGCGCCGGCCUGUCGAAGGCCUUCAUAGGCCAGAAGAACACGUUCACAGUCGACUGCAGCAAAGCAGGCACCAACAUGUUGAUGGUUGGCGUUCACGGGCCGAAGACGCCCUGCGAGGAGGUGUACGUCAAACACAUGGGCAACAGGAUGUACAACGUCACGUACACCGUCAAAGAACAAGGCAGCUACAUCCUCAUCGUCAAAUGGGGGGACGAGAACGUCCCGGGCAGUCCCUUCCACGUCACCGUCCCUUAAAACUGAACUCUUCAUCUCGAUGUCUGUCACUCCGCUGCAGCUCCUCACCCUCCUCACCUUCCUCGCCCUCCUCACCUUCCUAACCCUGAUGCACUGAAGACGCAGAGACUAUUCACUUCCUGUUUGAGCAGACAGUUUUCUCUCCACGUGCCAAAGUUUAUAUUCAUUUCUUUCUUGUGUCUCUCGGAGACGCUCGCCGCCUGCAACACAACAGUUGUUUGUUGAACAUGAACACAACGUUUGCAGCCCGACACCAGCAGCAUUUAUAACUUUACACUGUGCUCAUUUGUGCUGUUGACCAAUCACAGUCCAGACCUUCGAAUGAAGAGACAAGAUGUCAGUACGAGACACAACCUACUGCCGACAAGAUAUCAACCUGUGCACAAAAAUAAUAUCUGAGAUGCAUCUUUUUUUAAGAACUUAAAUCUGACCUUUUUAAAGUUAUAUCUGGUUCUUGAUGUCGGCAUCUGGUUCACACCAUUUGUGCUACGUUCACGUGGAAUCAGACGAACCAGAGAUCAUGUUAGUGGACAACAGCAGGACGGGAAAUAAGCUGAGGACAGUAGAGAAUACUGGCGACAGUAACAGCGCUGUUUUCCAAAGUUGAAAUAUUAGUAUUUGUCGUCCUCCACAGCGGAGUUUGCAACUAGAUGUUACGUAGCUCCUUCAGACAGGGAGCAGUGUUGGGCUUGUUACUCUAAAAUUGUCAUAUAUCACUCGUUACUCUUUUCAAAAGGUUAUCAAAUUAAAUAAAGGGAUAGUGCAGCCAAAACUGAACAUUCAGCCAUUAUCUACUCACCCAUAUGCCGAGGGAGGCUCAGGUGAAGUUUUAGAGUCCUCACAUCACUUGCAGAGAUCCAAGGGGAGAGGAGGUAGCAACACAACUCCACCUAAUGGAGGCUGACGGCGCCCCAGAUUCAAACGUCCAAAAACACAUCAUUGAAACCACAAAAUAUCUCCAUACUGCUCGUCCGUAGUGAUCCAAGUGUCCUGAAGCCUGAAGAGCUACAGGUUACAAUGAGGCUAAAAACAGAGUUCAAAUGAGGUUUUUCCAAACAACUUUUUAUGUCGGGGCUUCAGGACACUUGGAUCACUACGGACCACCCUUUAAAUAAAAUCAAAGGUGUCUCCCGUCUGUCUGAUUCCAGCAUUCGGAUGUUGUUGAUCUGUUUGGAGCGUCUUGUUUGCACAAGUUGGUGUUUUGUUGGUACAGGAUCGCAGCGUCAGUGCCCACCAUGAACACGAGUCA